Messenger RNA from Nicrophorus vespilloides, 346 nucleotides. RefSeq names its product acylphosphatase-2. Bases 1 to 315 code for a protein of 104 amino acids. The transcript has 3 exons. Gene Ontology annotation, molecular function: acylphosphatase activity. NCBI's taxonomy places the organism in Eukaryota, Metazoa, Arthropoda, Insecta, Coleoptera, Silphidae. The record is from RefSeq and is a predicted model, not a curated record.
AUGGCGGGCGUCGCGGUGCCCGGAAGUGGUCCAAUCGCCUCCGUCGAGUUCGAAGUUUUUGGACAAGUUCAAGGUUGCUACUUCACGAAAUAUCUGAAGGAGCAAUGCGAGGAGCUGUCGGUGUCCGGAUGGGUGAAGAACACCAAGAAGGGAACGCUCUACGGGAUCAUCCAGGGCGCCAAAGCCAACGUCGAAAUGAUGGUGAUCUGGUUAUCGAACAAGGGAUCACCGGGCAGCAAGAUCGACAGAUGCGAGCUGAAAAAUUGGGCCAACCUAGCCAAACCUGAAUUCAAGGGUUUCUCAAUCAGAUUUUAAAUUCCUCUUUUUUUUGACAUUGUUUCUUCUU